This is a messenger RNA of Daphnia pulicaria, 476 nucleotides long. RefSeq lists its product as uncharacterized. The transcript is spliced from 3 exons. The coding region runs from base 67 to 474 and encodes 135 amino acids. Lineage: Eukaryota; Metazoa; Arthropoda; Branchiopoda; Diplostraca; Daphniidae. The record is from RefSeq and is a predicted model, not a curated record.
GGCCCGGUGCGGUUUCCAGUGGAUCAGACAUCCGUCGACAUCAGCGCAACAACACAAAAUCUAAAGAUGAACAUUUUACUCAAAGUACUCGCCCUCGCAGUCCUCGUUCCGGCCAUUUCCGGUCGUGUCUUGACAGGUUGGCCUUCUGCGUUGGAUGAAGACUUCCAGGAUCGAGUGGACAUGCCGGAAGUUCAAUCGGAAGCAAGAGAGGGAGCUCGGGAAGAGCCCGUUGAGGUUUUGAUGAAGCAACUGGAAGGCCGUGAUUUCAAUCCACCCAAGGAAGCGUUCGGCAAACAACACGAUUUCGAGGCAAACGACGCAGGUAGCGACGGCCAAGGCUAUUUCCAGGGUUUUGGCCCCAGAGAAAUUGUACUAGACGACAACCAGAGCAUGGAAUCGAGAUUCGCCUUCCCCGACUUCCCAAAGAUGGACUUCCCCUUUGAUAAGCCUUUCGGUGGUGAACGCCCACAAUAAAA